CCUUCAAAUAGGCGACUGCCUUGGUCAGGGUUGCUCAUUUUGGAACAGACUGAGAGAAAGCAGAGUGAAAAUGAAGAAGUUUCUUGUGUUUGUCUCCUUUUUGGUCCUGCUGACCACUGUUACAGACACUUCACCAAUUUUGUCUGAAAAAGAUGCCAAACAGAUGCUGAGGACUCGUCGUGAAGACAGACCAAGAAAAGCUGGUUUCCCUGAUGAACCCAUGAGGGAGUAUAUGCUUUACCUCCAGCGCUUGGAGCAGAGAUCAGAAGAGCAAUUCCUUGAGCACUGGCUGAAUCCUCACUGCCUGCCACACUGCAACAGGGAUCUGGUGCACCCAGUCUAAUGGGUUUGCCUGCCCUGCAACUGAUCUCCACAUGGAUUUAUACAUGAUUGUGUUAAGGAAGACAAGAUUGUUCCUGCAUUGGCUACAUGCUCCCUGUAGAGCAGAACCUUUCUGCAGUACAGAGCAAUCCUCAUGGUACAGCAGAUCUUCCAGCUCUAAGUGGCUUGAUGAGUUCUAGACCACCAUGUAUUUUCUACCAGCAAUGAUUGUAUGCAUGAAUAACUCAAUUGAGGGUUUCCACAGCUUAUUAGUCCUAGAGUAUCCUUUCAAAGGCACAGGUUCAGUCUGUCUGAAGCAAAAGGAACUUGGAGGGAGAGGUCAAUAGAAAAUUGCAGAAUGCCAACAUGCAGAAGGCCACCUUUCUGGGCUUUGGAGGAAUCCUUAAUUACAGUUUUCUAGGUUAAAUAACAAUAUUUCAUGAGGACACAACAUUUAUGUAACACUAUUUCCUACUGCCUGAUGAGUGUUUCAUGUAUUGUUUCAUAAUAAAAGCUUGACUUAAUUCCA
Messenger RNA from Passer montanus (Eurasian tree sparrow), 850 nucleotides. RefSeq names its product chromosome unknown C17orf67 homolog (gene CUNH17orf67). NCBI's taxonomy places the organism in Eukaryota, Metazoa, Chordata, Aves, Passeriformes, Passeridae. The record is from RefSeq and is a predicted model, not a curated record. The transcript is spliced from 4 exons. The coding region runs from base 71 to 343 and encodes 90 amino acids.